Molecule: messenger RNA, 535 nt
Organism: Hemibagrus wyckioides
Lineage: Eukaryota; Metazoa; Chordata; Actinopteri; Siluriformes; Bagridae
Exons: 3
Coding region: 46-393 (115 amino acids)
Biological process (GO): peptidyl-histidine dephosphorylation
Cellular component (GO): cytosol
Molecular function (GO): protein histidine phosphatase activity
Source: RefSeq, a predicted model, not a curated record
CUUAAGAGUCGUGAGCCUGAAAUAACCCUCAGGUCCACCGCAGACAUGGCUGACAGCUUGAGUAAAGUCCCCGAGGUGGAGAUCGACUCGGAGGGGAAAUUUAAAUACAUUUUAGUGAGACUAAAGGUUAAAGGUGGAACCGACCACAAAGACAUAGUGAGAGGCACAAAGACUGCUGAGUACCACAAUCACAUCUUUGAAAAGUUGAGUCCUGCUAUGGAUGGUCUAGGUCUGGAGUGUACCUGCCUUGGUGGGGGAAAGAUAGAGCACGACAGCGACAAGAAGAAACUAAGAGUGUUUGGAGAGUCUACGGGCUAUGGAAAGGCUGAUCAUGCUGUGACCGUGGAAAAACUGAGAGCUGUCUUCAAAGACUACGAGAUCACGAUAGAAUGAAUGAAUAAAAGGAAAAAAUGGCAGUAAGAUUUGUUUGAAAUCUAUGUACAAAUAGCUGUCUUUCAGUAUUGACACUGGUACAUGUGGUCAUUUCUAAAGGAAACAUUUUCUCAGCUCAUGGCAAAUAAAUAUACUAAAACUA